Messenger RNA from Empidonax traillii (willow flycatcher), 3426 nucleotides. RefSeq names its product syntaxin-binding protein 4-like. The record is from RefSeq and is a predicted model, not a curated record. Gene Ontology annotation, molecular function: protein binding. The coding region runs from base 48 to 2222 and encodes 724 amino acids. Lineage: Eukaryota; Metazoa; Chordata; Aves; Passeriformes; Tyrannidae. The transcript is spliced from 22 exons.
UCCGAGGGGCUGGUGCCUGGCAGGGCCAGGCUGCCACCGCCAGCAAGAUGCCCGCAGUCUCUAUCCUUUACAAGGGAGCCAUCAUCAUCAGCAGGACACUCAUGGGACCGUAUGGGAUGGAUCGAACCGUGCACUGCUUCGAUUUCUACGACUGUGCAAACGGGCUGGGUAUUAAGGUGAUCGGUGGCAUCAAGGAACUCACUGGAGAAGAAUAUGGAGUUUAUGUCAAGCGGAUCCUUCCAGGGGGUGUUGCUUAUGCAGACGGGCGCCUGCAGCCAGGAGACCAGAUCCUGGAGGUCAAUGGAGAUUCCCUAAUUGGAGUUACAAGUGAGAGGGCCGUGGACAUCCUGAGGACGGCGUCGGCCACCAGCCACAUGCGCCUUCUCAUAGCCCGCGACGACGACGCCAGGAGGGAGUUCUCUGAGCUGCUGGAGAAGUUCGGCUCCCAGAGCAACACGGGCUCAGCGCGGAGCUCGCCGGUCCUGCACGGCGGCAGUCGAUACCUGGAGAGCACAUCCUCGGGCUCCUCCUCGCGCUCCCAGAGCCCGCUGCUGCUGAGCCCCGCCAACCCCCACGGGCCCUGCAUCGGCACCGCGGCGCACGCCCCUCACACACACUGCUCCAUUGACUCAGGAAUCCAGAGCAUUUCUGUAGCAAACUCCUCCGGCCUAGGGCUGACCAUCAGUGGUGGAUCUAACAGGCCUGAUGGGCCCAUGAUUUAUGUCCAGGAGCUUUUGCCAGAUGGGGACUGUUACAAGGAUGGUCGGCUCCGACCCGGUGACCAACUAAUCGCCAUCAACAGAGACUCUUUGGUGGGCAGCACACAUGAAGAGGCCAGAAAAAUAAUUGAAAAAGCCAAAUUCAGACACGAGGGAAGCACAGAAGUGGCCUUUAUUCCUGGAAGGGGACGGUUACACCCUGGACUGUCAGUGCACAACAACAUCCCAUCACCACCUCUGAAGGCUGUGGGAAACGGCCUGAGCUCCUGCAGGCUCAAGGUCCACGUGAGGUCCCCAGAGAAUAGACGUGAAAAUCCUUUUCCUGUGCCUUCUUUGUCACCGGACAUUUGCCCACCAGAGCUUACGGUCUCAGCACCUGCUUCAGCAUCCAAUCACAAAGCAGCUUCAGGUACCAAACCAAAAGUAGCACUGGAUCCCCACAUCCGGCUCAAGGAUGGGAAACUGGAACUGGUUCUGAGGUAUCUUGGCCUGGAUGUGACGGAGGAGAAGAAGAGGCAGCUGCGGCAGAGCCUGACCACGGACUCGCAGGGGACGGUGGCCUAUGGAGAUGUUCUCCAAGCACUCAGGGAUCUGAUGCAGGAGGAGCUGGAAGAGGCUGGUCUGGAUUCCACCUCUGUGCUCUUCACACAGCAUGAAGUGGCCAAUUUGCUGGAUACAUCGGCUUUUCACUCCCCGGCCUUUGACUCUCUCACCUGCAAUGGCAGCGAGGACCUGGAGCAGCUGCAGCUGGAGAUGACGGAUCUGCGGCACGAAGUCCGAAGGCUAAAGUCUCUCCUGAAAGAGGUGGAGAACAGCAAGAAGUCGAUGGAGGAUGAGCUUCAGAGGCUGAACCAGAAAGCUCUGGGGUUCCUCUCCGAGAACCGGACGCUGCACAACAAGCUGCAGAUGGCCGAGGUGGUGCAGAGACAGGCCCACAGCGCCGAGCAGGACUACGAGGAAGUGAUCCACUUGCUGGAGGCUGAAAUUGCAGAACUGAAGAUGCAGCUGGCGGGGAAGAAAGCAAAACACGUCUCUGAAAUAGAGGAGGACGUCCUGGAGCUGAAGAGGCAGCUGUCCCUGGCUGAUGGCCAGUUAAGGAAAUCAGAAGUCUCCCGGAAGCGCCUGGAGAUCUGCAACAGGAAACUGCUCCUGUUUGUGCAGAACGUUCACAAGGUCCUGAGCACACCCAGUCAUUUACCAGACGAGAAAAGCGCCGACAACGCAGCAGAAGAGGAUAAAACAGACGCAGUCUCAGAUACAUCUCUUCCAUCUUCAGAUCUUGUUGACCUCUUGCUAUCAGAAGCUAAAGAACUGUUAGCACCAAUCCUCUCCAGCAAGGACGCUCUGCCAUGGGACAGGGACCAGUGCCUGCCUGCUGAAGGAAUCCCAAAUUACAAAGACCAUCUCCAUCAGAAGACCACGUGGCCCCCCCCUGCAAGCCAGACCAAGAGUGACCAACCACAGCCACCGAGUCCAACGGAGCUGCCCAAGAAGCCGACAUAAAUGCCCCGUGGCUUGGCCGUGCUCUGCACCGUGACCCCACCGGGGCUGGGAGAGGGGAAGGACACCCCAUGGGCACCUCUCCAGGCAAAGCAGACUGAGAACAAGCUUCCUGACACAAGACUUGGCUCUUCCUCACCCUCCCAGACUUUUUCAGCGACCUCCCCUGCUCGUCUACCUCCGAGUUACCACACAAGGCUAUUUGCUCACGGUUCUGCAGCUUUAUAGGAAAAGUAUUCUCAAGAGGCCCCAGGGGCCUGGAUUUCAGUGGCAGCCUUUUUAGAGCUUUGUAUUCUGGGUAGUAAGAGGAGCGUGAACUCCCCUGAGGGACUCGGGGGUCUCCAACAGACUUCUUUUGGUAUUUCAGAUGGAAAACCAAAGCCUAUUUUAGUGACUGUCAUCAAAACAGCUUAGUCUGUAGCGUCCUAGCUGUCUUGGGAUAGGUACUGCUCUUUUUAUUCUUUUUGUAUAGCUUAUCCCAGCUGCAAUGCUUGAAGUGGAAAGCAGCCAGUUUGUUGGACCAAGAGCUCAGAGAUAUCCAGGGGGACGCUCCGGUGACAACGGACACCCUUCCCGGGAUGUGAGAGGGGACAUAGUGGACAUAGUGAACAUAGCUCAGUAAAGGUCCACGGUGUCACUGGGAAACGAGAUACACCCGAUGCAAGACUGUACUGUGAGAGGGCAAUGAAUGGGACACAGAGCUGAGAUGAGCAGAAGGUCUGGAAAAUAAAAUGGAAACACUUCUCACGGGCGUUUGCUCUCUGGGCUGUGAUUGCAGGGGUUGUGCUCGGCGUCCCUGAGACAAAGGCACAGCCUGAGUCCAUUUUCCCUCCCUCUGAUUUGGGCAGCUCCUAGUGAGAUGCAUUGGGAAGCUGCAAGGAAAUGGGGUGCAAUCUGGCUUUUACAAAUAAUUUGUUAAGAUUGCUUCAAAUCUCCUUUGUGGGGGUUCAAAGCAUGCAGAUCCUUUAUAGCCCAAAUUAAAGGCUUGGGAAAAAUCAUGACCCUCACCAGCAUCUACUGCACUUGGGGAUAUCACGACACUGCUAAACCAGCAAGUGUGUGAUGGAAUAUAUCAUAUAAAUAACCAAUCUGAAAUGUUGGUUAAACUUAAUUUCAUAGCUUGAAGCAAAUAAAUUUUGUGAGUCCAUGCCUUGGAAUAUAAUUCAAAGGACUUCCUUCAAAGGGAAACAUAAUUCUUUGGACCACU